CAAAAUUCACGCGUGCUAAGCAGUGAUUAGUUUAUAAAUAUUUUCAAAAAUUUCAAAUUUCAAUGUAAAUAUUCAAUACUAAUUCAAAAAUGUCUUUGUUUGUUUUGGAUACUGCUGGUGAUACAAAUUUGCUAGAACGUGAAACGCAUGGAACAGCCACAGUUGAAACCAAUUCACAAUGGCGUACUUUGGAAGAAGGCGUCAGACAUGACCAAGAAGCAGUCAACGAAGAAGCAGAAGUGGAAAAUGAUGAAGAUGAGGAUUACUUUGGUUUGCCACCACCCAACAUUGACAUUUCGCAAAUCAUCAAAGAGGAACUAGCUAAAAUACAAACACCGAAAAGUGACAUUGAAGAAAAAUUAGAUAGACUUACUGAAAGAAUUGAUUCGGUUUUAUUGCAAAUGAAGGAAAAUCCUGUAAAAAUUCCCCAAGGGCGUUACAAUAAAAUGGAUUUCUCUGAUUACAAUCCAGCGACCGGAAAGUUUGAUGUGGAACUUAAAUUAAAAACCGAUGUAGAGAAGGAAAUGGCGAAAUCACAAUUAGUACCUGGUUUUGGUAGAUUAAAAGAGCUACCAUUCCUUACUAAAAAGAAACAACGGGAAAUUGGUAGGAUUGAGCGCUCUAAAACGAAGGGUCCUGGUUGGUACAAUCUACCAGCUACAGAACAGACAGAGGAAACCACCAAUGAGCUUAAAAUACUGCAAAUGCGCUCCGUACUUGAUCCUAAGCAUUUUUACAAGAAGAAUGAUCUGAAAGUCCUCCCAAAAUAUUUCCAAAUUGGCACAGUGCAACAUUCGCCCUUAGAUUACUACAGCGAGCGUGGAACACGUCACAAAAAACGUUCAUUGGUAGAUGACUUGCUAGAGGAUGAAACUGCGCAAAAUUAUACAAAACGGAAGUUCAAAGAGGUUGUUGCACGUCGUGAAAAAUAUGCACACCGCAGGGCGAUGCAAAAAAUGAAAAAGCAGAAGAAAAAUAAGUCUUAAAUAUUUUUUUCUUUUAAUUGUGUUAAUAAAUUAAAAU
Molecule: messenger RNA, 1023 nt
Organism: Bactrocera latifrons
Lineage: Eukaryota; Metazoa; Arthropoda; Insecta; Diptera; Tephritidae
Product: deoxynucleotidyltransferase terminal-interacting protein 2
Exons: 4
Coding region: 90-986 (298 amino acids)
Biological process (GO): RNA processing
Cellular component (GO): nucleolus
Molecular function (GO): RNA binding
Source: RefSeq, a predicted model, not a curated record